Molecule: messenger RNA, 1122 nt
Organism: Papaver somniferum (opium poppy)
Lineage: Eukaryota; Viridiplantae; Streptophyta; Magnoliopsida; Ranunculales; Papaveraceae
Exons: 2
Coding region: 1-1122 (373 amino acids)
Source: RefSeq, a predicted model, not a curated record
AUGGCAAGUGACAAAAAAUCCUUACAUCUGGCUUUCGCCGUUUCUAACAUCAAAGUUUUGAUCCCUAUUACUCUAGAUAUCAAACAAGAUGAAUAUUCUUCAUGGGUUUUCCUUUUCCAACUUCAUCUACAAGCACACAACCUCGUUUUUCUUAUUGACGAUUCCGCUCCACCACCAGAUCUUGAUGCUGCCACCAUACUACAACUUGAUGCCCUCUGCCGUCAAUGGAUGUUCUCCACCAUGGCCAAAGAUUUGAUGCUUACAGUUCUCAAAACUGGUAAAACUGCGAAAGAGUUAUGGAAUCAUCUUAAAAAUAUUUUCCAAGACAACAAAGGAAGCCGUGCCGCUAACCUAGAAAGUAAGUUCGUGAAUCUAAGAUUUGUUGAUUGUAACAAUGUUGAUGAUUAUUGUGAUAAGCUACAGGCACUUUCGAAUCGACUAAGUGAUCUUGAUUUUCCAAUGGAUGAGAAACGUUUGGUUAUACAACUUGUCAAUGGACUUCCGGAGGAAUACAAUAUUGUUGCCUCCUUCAUCCAACAAUCGAUGCCAUCUUUUGACACUGCUCGCUCUCAAUUACGCACUGAGGAGAUUCGCCGUGAACAACAAUCAAACUUCAGCUCCCAUACUGCCCUUGCGGCUGCCAACAACCAGCGUCCACCUGCUACUUCUUCUUCCGUCACCAGCAGUUUUCACUCAGCGUCUGCCCACCAGCGUCCCGAGCCCAGUUCCCUGAUGGGCCACCAAGCUGCUCUUCUGCCAACUCCACCAGGCCCAAUACGUCACCCUACUGCACCCAACUGGGCUCCCCAAUGGACGUCUCCCCCAAGCCCAUACCCUGCUGUACCUUACUGGAGUCAGCAGCAUCAUCUCUCUGGUCGUGGCCGAGGUCGUCAGUUCCGUGGGCGUGGCCGUGGUCGCGGACGCACCUUCUCAGCAGCCCGUUCACCACAAGCUUACGUCACUCCUACAACGGAAUACCUUCAACCAUCGGAUAUUGCCGAAGCAUACAGCUCCAUGAGCAUUCGAGCGCCUGAUGAUGACUUCUACAUGGACACUGGCGCAACAUCACACAUCACCUCGGAUCCAGGAUUUGAAUUCGAGGAAGACUAUUCUCCGAUGUGA